Molecule: messenger RNA, 1071 nt
Organism: Sesamum indicum (sesame)
Lineage: Eukaryota; Viridiplantae; Streptophyta; Magnoliopsida; Lamiales; Pedaliaceae
Source: RefSeq, a predicted model, not a curated record
UCUCUUUACAAGUAAUGCCAAAUUGCCAAUCCCAGAUGAGCUGUGGCACACCUACUGUUGUGUGAGAGAGAAACCAGUGAGUGAGAGAUAGAGAGAUACGGGGAAUCUACACACACAGAAAACACACACUCUUACACACAUAAAGGGGUGAGAGGAACCCCCAUUCUCUGUUUCUUUGAAGUGCAGGAAGAGGGUCUUUGAGAGAAUCUAUACACACACUCACACCACUUAAAGGGGUGAUCGGAACCCCCCAUUCCUCUGUUUCUUUGGAGUGCAGGAAAGAGGGUCUUUCUAGAGAAAAGGCAAGAAAAUGGAGAAAGCUUUGGUAAAAGUGGGAAGCCUAAAAGCAGGCACGUUUUGGGUUUCCAAGAAAGCCAAAGAAGAGAUCUCCAACAUCUCACAAGACCUCUCUACGUUCUCCAACACUGUGGAAGAGAAGGCAAAAUGGAUUUUCAACAAGCUCAAAGGGAAGCCGCUGAAAUCCUUGCCCGAUCUCCUCAGAGAAAACAAUCUUCCUCCAGGUCUUUUUCCUCAGAACAUAACAUGUUACGAAUUCGAUGAGUCAAAGUCCAAGCUCAUAGUCUACUUGCCGUCUCCCUGUGAGGUAUGCUUCAAGGACGCAUCCGUUAUAAGGUACUCAACUCGUGUCAAAGCCACGUUGUCAAGGGGAAAGCUCUCUGGAAUCGAGGGAAUGAAGACCAAGGUCCUGGUGUGGGUCAAAGUCACCAGUGUCAACGUCGAAAGCUACAAGUCUGAUAAAGUGUGGUUCACCGCCGGGGUGAAGAAGUCAAGGUCGAAAGACGCAUAUGAAAUGCCUCGUGAUGCCGUCCGGGUCGAGGAAUUUUGAGAUGAAAUCUCCGGUAACGUUCUAUUAGCUUGAUGUUGAUAUAUCUUUGUAUCUGCCCGCUCUGCUGAAUCUUGAAAAUUCAUUAGUUUGUUGGGAAGAAAUAAUACAUUUAUAUAUGCUCAUAUGAUUGAUAUUGUUUAGCUGUGAAUUGUGAUCGAUAGACUAUUCUUUCUUCUUUAUUGAUGUAUGAGAGGCUGAACUUAGCAUAAUUGUUUGAUAUUUCA